AUGGCAUCGGUAGCUUCGAGUUCCACCUCAACGGUUUCCGACAAACAGACUCUCCCAGGAUUCGAGGUUGGAUUUCUGAAGUCCCCACGACGACUUUUGUCCGCAUUUCUCGUGAUCACAAAAGCCAUCGGCUGGGGUAUUAUCAACUUCAUAGUCACAUCUAAAAAAGAGCGCAGGCCAGAAAGACCAAAAGUAGCUAUCGACGGACGAAAAUGGGUCUCCCUAUCGCGCUGUUUAGGAGUACAUAUCUUACCGGUUUGUGGAACUAUCACUAUUUUUUGGUUAAAUGGUGUAAACUACUAUAUCGGGGGGAACCUCGCCGCAUCGAGUAACGAGGAAACUGAUAAAGCGUAUUUAAAUGCACUUCAAGUCGCGGCUAAAGCGCAAGAGUUACUUGUCCUGGCUUCUUUGGCGACGAUGGUAGCGGAUUAUGUGAGAUAUCAUGCUUGCUUGGGGGACGGCGUUCCUUUCGCAGCACUCACGGCAUCGUUUUCGUUUACUUCCCUAGGAUAUAUUUACAGCCCCGAAUACUGCUCCGUUCUUUUGGAAAUACCAUCAGGUUCUGCAAGAAGAGUUACCCGCAAAGUACUUUUUGCAAUUUUCCUUCUCGCAGUUACUGUCGCGGGUGCCUUGAUCGGUCCAGCGACCGCCAUUACUAUCAUACCCGCCAUUGACUGGUUCCCCGCCGGAAGCCCUGUUGUGAAUAUCACCCUUCCCGUGGGCAUUACUAGCAGCGCCUUACCUCUCACACUCAGAUCUAACAACGUACCCGCGAACUGCUCCAAUGCGGAAGCGACCCUAAGCGACCCUCCAUGUCCAGCAGCUGGUUACUAUUCCAUUAUGAGUUGGGCAAGGAGUAUCGGGAAACGAGAUCCACUUUAUUACAAAGGUGUCCAGCAAUAUAAUCCUAAGGUAGUGGGCAGCGACUUUGCUACUGAGAUAAUAUUCCAACCUAUUUUCGAAUUACGCCGUUUCUUCAACAUUAUACGCUGCGGACAACCUAAGUACAGGGAGAUGGCGGUACUGCUGGAGGAACGAAGGGCAUGGCAUUUCCGUCUUCUUAAUUUAUCAAAUUACGGCUUGGGAAGGUUUCGUUAUCGAUUUCGUUCCGAUGCAAGAGUUAGUUUCCGUUCCGAAGCACCUCGUACAUUGGUUAUUUGCAAUGAAGGGAUGGCUUUCGCAAAUUCGACAGUGCUCGGGUUUCCAAUACCCUUAUCUCCUGAAGGCUGGGAAACAGAUCCCGACGCCGAAAAACUUGCACCGGAUGCUGAGAAUAACGAAUAUUUUUUUUCCUUGGCGAAUAUAACCACCGGUGGCGCGCCGAUAAUCGAAAAGUGGGCCGAAUGGGCUGGAGUAAAUACAACAGCCAGAUUUCAGGAUCCAAAAUGGCGGUUACAGUGGGUACGAGCAGGAUCGGUAGCACAUUCGGAUCCGGGAAUUGCAUCAGCUCGAGCGGUAGUUUAUGCUCCGAUUUUAAACCAACCGGGCGAUGACAUAAACAAUACAAGCCGAAUCGUAUAUACUUGCAGUAUAUUAUCACAUUGGCUUCCAUCGACAAGUAGCAUCGACGUAAACCUGGACGUCUCAAUCCGCCAAUUUACUUCGAAGCAAACAAUCGAACACGAGUACGCCAAAACAAGCAUAACAAACUUCUAUAAUGGGAAUGGAACGCUUCGGGGUCAAAGAGCAUACAUCGACCAGGACCCUAUAAUGCUUGAAACGGACUGGCUAGAUGCUUUGACUCCAAACAUAAUGCCUCCACAAGACUACAAUACGAGGGGUCGAGAACUUACUAUUGAAAGCACCCUGUUGGAUUCUCUUGGUAGUAACACCACAUCUGAUAAUUUCAGCAAUGAUCUGGCCAUCUCAUCCAUUUUAUGCGCUACUGUUAGCGAUGGUCUCUCUCGGGUCAACACUAAAAGCCUACUUUACCCGUCUACAUCCGAGGAUUCGUAUCCACUCGACUUGAAUUUCGAAGUCCAGGGUUACGGAUACAAGACGGAUUCGAGAACAUCGCAGUGGGCGCUAGCCCUUCUCGGCGGCCAUCUUUUAUUAGUGUUAAUACAUGUUGGCUGGACAAUAAGCAUCUGUCGAUCUUUCAAAGCUUGGGAAACCUUUUCUGAGGUUAUAGCUUUAGUGUUAAAUUCGGAUAAGUCGGAUAUUAUGGAUAAUUGUUGCGCGGGGAUCGAAAGAUUCCAUACGCUCAGGAAUACUGUUUUGAUUCGAGAAGUGGGAGAAGAUAAGAGACUGGGGUUGGUGUUUAGUAGGGAUGUAGAUGCAGCUGGGUUGAAGUUGGAAAAAGUGUCUGCGGAUGAGAAGUAUCCAAUUUUUUGA
Orbilia oligospora ATCC 24927 is the source of this 2334-nucleotide messenger RNA. RefSeq lists its product as uncharacterized. The coding region runs from base 1 to 2334 and encodes 777 amino acids. The record is from RefSeq and is a predicted model, not a curated record. The transcript has a single exon. NCBI's taxonomy places the organism in Eukaryota, Fungi, Ascomycota, Orbiliomycetes, Orbiliales, Orbiliaceae.